AUGGCGCUCCUGGUGGAGACCUGGACUCACCAGGGCAAGCCCGAGUGCUCCCUAGCCAUCGACGGCGACCCCGGCCCUGGUUCUCCAGUCUGCGCCCCACAGGGCACACCAGAGCCACCCCGUCCACGCAAAUCGCUUCGUAGGUCUGCAUCCGAUGGGCGGAAGCGGGACUCCGUGAGAGCCAUAAGGAGCGUUCGGAAGCAUGAUGGCUGCCGUCCCCCACCCGAACGGGCCAUGGAUCCAACAGAACCCCCAGCCUGCUCCUGGGUGGAAUUGCAUUUCAGCAAUAAUGGGAAUGGGAGCAGCAUUCCAGCCUCUGCUUCUAUUUAUAACGGCGACCUGGAAAAAAUCCUGCUGGACGCCCAGCACGAAUCUGGACGGAGUAGCUCCAAGAGUUCUCACUGUGACAGCCCGCCUCGCUCACAGACUCCGCAAGAUACGAACCGAGCUUCGGAGAUAGACGCCCACAGCGUGGGAGAAAAGAACAGCUCUCAGUCCGAGGAAGAUUAUAUCGAGAGGAGGAAAGAAGUCGAGAGCAUCUUGAAGAAAAACUCCGACUGGAUAUGGGACUGGUCCAGUCGGCCGGAAAACAUUCCCCCCAAGGAGCUCCUCUUCAAGCACCCGAAGCGCACGGCCACGCUCAGCAUGAGGAACACGAGCGUGAUGAAGAAGGGGGGCAUCUUCUCGGCGGAGUUCCUGAAGGUCUUCCUCCCGUCCCUGCUGCUCUCGCACCUGCUGGCCAUCGGGCUGGGGAUCUACAUCGGAAGGCGUCUGACCACCUCCACCAGCACCUUCUGAUGAAGAAUCAGAGCCCGGCUUUUCCCCGCGGCCGGAUCGCCGUGGGGGCCGCGGCAGCACCAACGGAGGCCUGUCCCGACCCCAGGAAGCCGCACCACUUGGUUCUGUAAACGCUGCGUUUCCGCCUUUAGUGAGAUGAAAGAAAAGACAGAAGAACCAGGCUAACCCGUAAUCGUAUCUGUGGGAUCAGUUAGUGCGCAUGUCGUGUUGGUUAACAUCUGCUGUAAUAAUUCGGUAGUAAGUUCUCUUUGGAUAUUAUAAGUAAGUAAAUAAUUUUAACAUGCUAGAUACGAUGUAUGUAGUAUUCUGGCAGAUUAUCUGUAACCAGUUAUUCAGUUAAAAUACUCUAUAUUUGCAAAGAAUGAACGUUUAUUAAAAUGACUACAUGAGGGGUUUAUCCCGAGUAAAUAUUGUGGCCUUAUAUUCACACUAUUAUAGGAAAGACUACAUUCAAGUGGAUGCAGGUUGUCUCCUAAAGACAUUUAACUCUUUUAACGCAGAGUUCUUU
Molecule: messenger RNA, 1306 nt
Organism: Puma concolor (puma)
Lineage: Eukaryota; Metazoa; Chordata; Mammalia; Carnivora; Felidae
Source: RefSeq, a predicted model, not a curated record